AGCUAUUCUGAUGUCUCGAUAAUUAUCAAGUGUUUACUUAAGCUUUCGGUGUUCUGAUUUGAUUAAUGAUCGUCAACCAUAAAAUAUUACUAUAAUUAAGGCGGUAUUUCAUUUGCUUCUGAAAUGGCAAUAUUGGUUGCUAAACAACAUGGUUCUGCAAUUGAAGAUGGGUAAACCAAUACAUACGAUUAUUAUUUUCAUUGCUUCGGGCGUAAUCCUAUUACUAGUUUCUACAUCAGAGGGGGAUGCCAGAUCCCAAAUCAUCGAGAUGUUUUGUGACGGAAGGGAAAACAAUCAACCAAAAUAUCUCAAUAACGCAAUCAGGUUUGCCGAAAUAAUUAGCAAGCAAAUGCUAACUUCACAUAACGCAACAGUAUCAGAGGGAACCAGCCCCAACAAGGUUUAUGGUCUUUCACAAUGCUAUGGUGACCUCUCUGUACAAGAUUGCCAACUUUGCUAUGCCCAAAUGCGGACUUUUCUUCCUUUUUGCUACCCAAAAACUGGGGCUCGAAUUUACUGUGACGGCUGCUUUAUGCGAGUCCAAAGUUAUAGUUUUUUUGAGGAGUAUAUGGGGAGUCGUGACACUAUUGUUUGUGGGAAUAAAUUAAGGAAAAGUACCAUGUUUCAAGACUCAACACGGAAGGCAGUGAAGGAUGCUGUGACGGAUGCAUUAAGAAACCGUAGCUACUUUUCUAGGGAAGAGGUGACAACGGCCGGUUCUAAUGAUUCAGUUUAUGUGCUGGCGGAAUGUUGGAAAACUUUAAGUCCGAGCUCUUGUAGGGCGUGUUUGAUGAAUGCGUCUGCAUCAAUAACAAACUGUUUGCCAUGGUCAGAGGGGCGAGCAUUGAAUACUGGAUGUUUCAUGAGGUAUUCUGAUACCAAUUUUCUUAACCCGAUACCAGCCACAAGCAACUCUAGCAAUAGAGGGAGGAUAACCGCUAUAGUAGUUUCCACAAUUAGUUCUGUGGUGGUCUUCAUAGUUGCAGUAAUGAUUGUCGUGUCUAUCGCAAAACGCAGAUACAUACAUCAGAAGAGAAAAGAUUCUUAUGAUGUCGAGAAGCUAGCUACAAUGCUAACAGAUAUUAGCUUGAACUUCAAAUACUCCACUCUUGAGAAAGCAACUGGAAAUUGGGAUGAGUCCAAUAAGAUCGGACAAGGUGGAUUUGGUACCGUAUACAAGGGGGUGCUUUCUGAUGGACGGGAAAUAGCUGUGAAGAGGCUCUUCUUAAACCACAAAUUGAGAGCAGUAGAUUUCUACAAUGAAGUUAACUUGAUAAACAGCGUUCAACACAAGAAUCUGGUCAGGCUAUUGGGAUGCAGCUGUUCAGGACCUGAAAGCAUUCUUGUAUAUGAAUUUCUACCAAACAUGAGCCUCGACCGCUACAUUUUUGAUGACAUAAAAGGCACAGAAUUAGGCUGGCAAAAUAGAUUUAAGAUUAUUACUGGUAUAGCAGAAGGCCUUAUUCACCUUCAUGAAAAUACAGUUAGUCGGAUUAUUCAUAGGGAUAUUAAAGCUUCUAAUAUCCUGCUAGACUUUAGGCUUCAACCCAAAAUAGCUGAUUUUGGGUUGGCCAGGUCUUUUCAAGAUGACAAGAGUCACAUCAGUACCGCCAUUGCAGGAACUCUUGGGUAUAUAGCUCCAGAGUACCUAGCCCAUGGUCAGUUAACCGAAAAGGCCGAUGUCUAUAGCUUUGGUGUGUUACUACUUGAGGUCGUCUCAGGAAUGGAAAACAACAGAAGCAAAAUCACGGAAUUCACAGACAGCUUAGUAUCUACUGCAUGGAAGCAUUUCAACCAAGGGACAAUGGGGGAAUUUUUUGACCCGAACCUAAUGAUGCAUAAAUAUCCUAACAUCAUUUUCCAGAAAGUUGCAAAAAGAGUGGUACACGUAGGACUUCUUUGCAUUCAAGAAGCUUCAUCUUUAAGACCAUCCAUGUCAGAAGCACUGAGAAUGUUGGCAAAGGACGAUGAAACGUUACCUGUCCCUUCUGAUCCCCCGUUUCUAAACGAGGAAACAAUGGAACUCGACAUCUUUCAAAACUCACUAGGUUCUUCGGUUGCUACAGUUUCACACAGCCAUUUCUACCCAAGGUAAACUUAGUUAGUAAUAAAGUCGAUGAAAACUUCAGGCCAUCUCUAUCCAUCCACACCCUUGUGCAUCUGCAGUGUUUCAAAAGCAAGCAACCAACAUGGUUAUAAAAAUUGAACCAUACCAUAUAGGCGUGUUACAAAAGAUUCUCAAGAUUUUGAUAUCUGGGUUUGGUUUCACGAACCAGUGUGCCACACGUCGCGAUUUCCCUCAAGAUAUGCCAACAAACCAUAUAAAUAUUAGCACGCACUUGUUUGCUCAUUUUGGAUUAUAUAUUCAUGUUUUCUAGUUCCUACAA
This is a messenger RNA of Erigeron canadensis, 2387 nucleotides long. Its product is annotated as cysteine-rich receptor-like protein kinase 2. The record is from RefSeq and is a predicted model, not a curated record. Gene Ontology annotation, molecular function: protein kinase activity; ATP binding. Gene Ontology annotation, biological process: protein phosphorylation. Bases 149 to 2095 code for a protein of 648 amino acids. The transcript has 8 exons. NCBI's taxonomy places the organism in Eukaryota, Viridiplantae, Streptophyta, Magnoliopsida, Asterales, Asteraceae.